Molecule: messenger RNA, 513 nt
Organism: Gongylonema pulchrum
Lineage: Eukaryota; Metazoa; Nematoda; Chromadorea; Rhabditida; Gongylonematidae
Source: the annotation of a GenBank genome assembly
UUUUUUUCGUUUUCAGUUGAAGAAAUAGAAAAAGUAAUAUCAAAGAAAGAAUAUCCACCACGAUUCAAUCCACCACUUACCGAUAAAUUUGCGGACAUCGAUGAAACGGUGCGACUUUCCUGCAAAGUGGAUGCAAUGCCAAAAGCUACAAUAACGUGGUACAAAGAUGGAGUACCAUUGCGGGACGAUGGACGAGUGACCAUUCAGAAUGACGAAGAUGGGAACUGUUUACUGACCAUCAAUCACAGUACUGAAUACGAUGAUGGUGCAUAUCGAUGCGUUGCUGUCAAUGAAAUCGGAAGCUCAAAUUCGGCAUGUAUGGUAUCCAUCCGUAAAUUAAAGGAAGAGGUGAAGAAAGAAGGCGAAGAACCAUUCUUUACCAAAGGGCUGGUAGACAAAUGGUUGGAGCGUGGUGAUAAGUUAACGCUGACGUGUACUGUAACCGAAAUGGAAGAUACAUUUGGCUACUGGAAUUUAGAAUUUAAUUUUUUUUUCGUGCAACAUUUCCGAUAA